AUGAUAGAAUUGUCUUCUAGACCAAUUCAGGGUCAGAAUGUUGCAGGAAUGAUUUUAGUAAGAUUAAAGAAGAUAAGAGGGAUGGUUGAUUUGAAAUUUUAUGGUUCAAAGAGAGGCUGUUUGACACUUGGAACCAGUUUGGGGCAAAGAGGAACGUUUCGACGUUGCAUCGACGAUGAACUCUUAUAUCAAGUUUCUAAUGAAUGGGGGACUUGCUUCCGACAAAGUUCUGGAGACAGCGGAGUGGUGACAGUGUCGGAGACCAACUGUCGAAUAGGGGACGAUGGCAGCGAUCAAAGAAGGAACAGUACAGAGGAAGAUCCGCUCAAUUCUCUGUGCCUCAGGCCACGUUACUGCGACCCCCAUAGGAAUCCUAUGGAAAGGGUGCUUCUUGAGAUAGUCGAUACCGAGGCGAUAUACGUGGAACAUCUGCGACAGGUCAUUCAAGGUUAUCUUAUAUUUUGGAGGAACGACCCGGCAUCGUUUGUGGAUCAAAUGCAGCUGAGUAACUUAUUUAGUAAUAUUGAAGAUAUCUUCGAAUUCAACAGAGAGUUCCUGAAAGAGAUAGAGGAAUGUGGCCUGGAUCCAGUCUGCGUGGCAAACACGUUCAUAAAGCACAAGUCAGGAUUCAAAGUGUAUACAGAGUACUGCACCAAUUAUCCAAGCACAGUUUCCGUUCUGACUGACCUUAUGAGUCAAGAAAAGACUGCGCACGCGUUCCGCGAGAGGCAAGCAGCCUUGGGCCACGCGUUACCUCUUGGAUCCUUUCUUUUGAAACCUGUCCAAAGGAUCCUCAAGUACCACUUACUUUUGGAGAAUUUGUCAAAGGAGUACGCAGCGGAUUGCGAAGUAAGAGAAAAUGAGACUGAAGGUAGCAAGGCGAUCGAGGCGGCGCUGGCUGCCAUGACUGAUAUUGCCAAGCACAUAAACGCGAUGAAACGAAGGCACGAGCACGCGGUGCGUGUUCAAGAGAUCCAGUCCCUUCUAUACGGUUGGCCUGGCCCAGAUUUAACCACCAGCGGUGAGCUGGUGGCCGAAGGAAGAUUCCGAAUGCGGGGCGCCAAAGCUCCCAGGCAUGCUUUCUUAUUCGAUCGCAUGAUUCUGCUCACCAAGAAGAAGGAAGACGGGCUUCUAGUCUACAAAGCUCACAUCAUGGCACGAAACUUGGAGCAGAAGAGAGAGUGGACUUUGCAAAUAAAGAGGGUGAUUUUGGAGAACUAUAACGCGGUCAUACCUUCUCACGCCAGGCAGUUGGUUUUGCAACUUGGACAAACGCAAUCGGAGGAUGACACUUUGGCAGAUAAAGGGUCGCUGAAGAAACAGUACUCCGCACCUCCAGAGUACUUGGAGAAACGGAAACAGGAGAAAGAGAGACGAAGAUCCGAGACAGGACUUAGACAGAAGUUUAAAAAAGGUGGCAGAAGGUCUGAGACGACAACUGAGGAUUCUCCAGCAUCGCCACGGAAAAAUCAAACCGAGUAUUCCGGCAUGAACGACUCCAGAGAACAGGGAUUUAAAUCUUCAGACGGACGCGGAUCAAAAGUGAAGGAUCGCUUUACCGGUUGGAGGAGGAAAUCCGAGCCAGGUUUUCAAUCCUACGUGUGCCUUAACCAGUCUGACGAAGAACAAAAGGAAGACACGGUCGAUACAGGAUCAGCCACGAUCAAGACUGAGUGCACGAUCAUCGAGACGAUUAACGACAAGCACGCGAACUCUUCUCCGCCGGCCGAAACCAAAGAGAAUAACGAACAGCAGCAGACCCAAGCGCAAACGGUCGAGGAGAUAGUUGGCCAUAUUCUCAUGCAGAACCAGGAGUUCCAAAAACUUUUGGAGAAGCAACGAACGAACAGCAUAAUCAACGUCAGGCAGCAGCAACGUUUCAACAAACGCGUGCCCGCUGACACGUCUGACGAGAGCGACUUGGAGAACACGAACUAUAUCGCGGACAAUACGGUGAACAACAGGAUAUCGCGCGUUAGGUCGACUCAUCGCGAACGAUUCGUGAAAACGAACAACACUUGGAACUCGCUGUCUUCCUCGCGCGAUCAUCAACAACCGUCUCUGCAGCUGCUCUACGAUAAUUUGAACAAAACCGAGAACAACAAGUCGACGGACAACAGCAGUUCGAAGAACAAGAUCAACGUUGUACAGGAGAAGAAAGCGUUGUUCGAAACGUUCAAGAAACAGAGCAUCGUGACCGAGAGCAAGGUGAUCAAGACGGCGCUCAGGAUACGAGAGAAUUCGUCGUCGAGAAACGAGGAAACGACUCGGCCGGAUCAGAUCGCGAAGCAGACUGAAAUUCAAACCGUGGAGAACGACGAAUGUAAGACUGGUAGAAGAAACGACGAACGUGAAACGGCUGACGUUAACCAGGAAGAAGCGACAGAGUCGAGCAAAGGUUUCGGCAACUAUGACAACCUGCAGCACGUGUGGGAAGGUUGUCUACAGGAGGAGAAAAGCUUAGACGGGAAUGACAGCCCGACACGUCCAGCGGUCUGGCUGACCAAACUGUGCGAGGGUCUGCCGACGUCGCCACAAAAGUGCGGUUCGCUGCCGCGUAGCUUCCAAAUUCAUCCUAACUCUAACCAGAACGUAACGAAGUCGCGGUUCUUGCAGAGAGAUGGCAAACCGAUGAGCGAGAGGCCGUUUACCAUAGCCUCGGACAAGCCAGCGGAGAUCAAUCUGGAGGACAUGGAAAGGUACGCGUCCACGUGCCAGCCAGAGGGCAGAAUCGCCAAAUUCCCGACCUCCGUUUCGACGUCCACGUCCACGUUCUUCUGCUCGUUGGACGACACACUGACGGACGCUUACUCGGAGAUUCACAUGUCGUCCACGACCACGAACAUCCAUCCCGAUCAUAAAAUCUACAGGGCGACGAACACCACUAGCGGCAGCACGAUAUUCAAGAACGUGCUGUCCAAGGCUGGCAAUCGCCUUCAAGGCUUGAGGAACACCAUGAGCACCGAGACUUUAGAGUGCAGCGAGGAACUAGAGAGAACCAAGUACUUUCGCUCUUUGAGCGCAGGUAAGUUGAAGAAGAAGGGCAAGACGAAGCAUUCGAGGGAGUCGUCGUCGGACGUGGAAGAGCUCGUGGGAUGCACGGCCAGGGCAGGCAGUUCAGACGCGAGAGUGCCCUCGCUGUACUACAAACAAGGAAGCUCCGGUUUAGGUGCUCGUAUCGCUCAGUCUGACUACGCGGACCCGACCGUCUUGUUCUUCGAGAGCAGACGGCUCGGCCAGCAAACGCAACAGGCGAAGGAAGAGAAGAGGGACGACGACGACGAGGAGGAGGAGGAGAGCACGGAGAACCGAGAGAGUGAGACUGACAGUUUCUACGAAAGAUCGUUCGAGACGAUCGAGAACUACGUGGACGUGGACGUUGACGACGCGUUCCGGGACAGUGCAAUAUUCAGCGACGUCGAGGAGGUUCUGGUGGCCAGGCCGCAAUCGAGCCAACCGUCCGACGACUCUCCACCGUUCAAGAACAAGGUGGCACCUCCAGUGCCGGCGAAGAAGAGAGCAGAGGCGAUCAAUCCGUCAGGACGUGGCGUUGCGACGGCGAGAUACAAACCCAGCGUCGCACAGAAACCCGACUACCUGAAGCUGAAGUCGGCUCUGCUGAAGGGGCAGCGUGAUGAACUGGACUGUAAAGUUUCGUCUCUCGUGCCCGAAAAUGGAGCGUAUCGUUCUGCCGAGAGCAGCAACUGCGCGCGAAACAGUGGCGAGGAGAAGGACGACGUGUCGGCGGGGCAGAGUCAAGCGGGUUGGGUGAGGAAGAUAGUGGGCCAGUUGCAGGGCCACGUCGAAACGUAAUUUAUGCCAAUGAAAGUGUACAAAUCCUCGUAACCUUGAAUCGCAGGAAUUUCACGUUUGUCAAAUGUUCUCCUCUUUUUUCUUUUUUAUACUUUAAUUUAGGUACCCUUUCCUUGUCUUUGCGACUCGAUGCAAAUAA
Molecule: messenger RNA, 3952 nt
Organism: Heterotrigona itama
Lineage: Eukaryota; Metazoa; Arthropoda; Insecta; Hymenoptera; Apidae
Source: the annotation of a GenBank genome assembly